Messenger RNA from Protobothrops mucrosquamatus (brown spotted pit viper), 1245 nucleotides. RefSeq names its product cold-inducible RNA-binding protein. Gene Ontology annotation, cellular component: spliceosomal complex. Gene Ontology annotation, biological process: positive regulation of mRNA splicing, via spliceosome. NCBI's taxonomy places the organism in Eukaryota, Metazoa, Chordata, Lepidosauria, Squamata, Viperidae. The record is from RefSeq and is a predicted model, not a curated record. Gene Ontology annotation, molecular function: RNA binding. Bases 115 to 561 code for a protein of 148 amino acids. The transcript is spliced from 7 exons.
GCCUCGCUUUAACACUCGUGUUUCCCUCGCCGCCAUCGCGAUAGCUCUUGCUUCGGUAGCGGACGGGUCUUUUACGCGGCUCUUGCUUCGAGGCCUAUUUCGAUCACUUAAACAAUGGCGUCAGAUGAAGGAAAGCUCUUUAUUGGAGGACUCAGUUUCGACACCAAUGAACAAAAUUUGGAGCAGUUGUUCUCGCCCUAUGGUGACAUUGCAGAAGUGGUUGUGGUGAAAGACCGAGAGACCCAACGAUCCAGGGGAUUUGGUUUUAUUACCUAUUGCCGUCCUGAAGAUGCCAAGGAUGCCAUGCGAGCCAUGAAUGGAGAGUCUGUGGAUGGACGUCAGAUCAGAGUUGAUCAGGCUGGAAAAUCUUCCCGUGGCUCUUCUGGAGGCAGAGGGCGUGGUCGUGGAUUUUCUAGAGGAGGCGGUGGAUAUGGAGGUGGCCGUUAUGACAACAGAAGCGGUGGAUAUGGUGGAUCCAGAGACUAUUAUGGCAGCAGAAAUCAGGGAGGCUAUGGGGACCGUUACUCUGGAAGCUCUUACAGAGACAAUUAUGAUAAUUAGCUUGCACCGAGCAUAAAUCCUUCCUGACUCAAGAUCGUCCUUCCAAUGGCUGUAUUUAUAAAGAUUUUUGGAGCUUCGCUGAAUCUUGUUUAGUUCUCUACCUGUAUCUUCCCUUUUUGUAGUCUUAUCACAAGCAGCCCAACAGCUUCUGCUACAGGAUGGCCUGUUAGAUCUUUUUGGAGGAAUUUUUUUAAUUUGCUUUUUUUUCCUUUUUUUAUUUUUUACAGGUGUGUUUAAGCAUUUUGAAUAAUACAUUUAUUGUUUUCCCCCCCUGAUUUCUUUUAACAAGCCAAGGUGGGGGGGGUCUGACCUAUAUAUCAUCUAUAAUUCCCCAGAGCCUGAGCAAGGUGUGAAGAUCCUCCUUGUUUUUAUAAAUGCAUUAAUACCUGGUAGUUUUGUAAAAGUACUAUGAUGUAGUGAGGAAGGGGCAUGGAGGAAGGCAGCCCCCCCUUGAUUAUUAAGGGAGACUCGUGUUGAUCUUCAGAAACAAAUUUAUACUGUAUGAUGUACCUAGAACCUGAAGCUUGCAGAACUUGCAAGUUCUUGAAAAACUGUUUGUUUAUAUUUUUCUUUUAAACUGGAAGACUCACAUGUAAUUCAAUAUUGUACUAAAAGUGGUUAAGGUAUUCCUGUAUUCAGUUCUUUGGCUUCACGAAGCCUAUUAAAUGCCCUUCUGAAAAUGAA